Molecule: messenger RNA, 1633 nt
Organism: Nyctereutes procyonoides (raccoon dog)
Lineage: Eukaryota; Metazoa; Chordata; Mammalia; Carnivora; Canidae
Gene: RAB17
Product: RAB17, member RAS oncogene family
Exons: 7
Coding region: 330-971 (213 amino acids)
Cellular component (GO): endosome
Molecular function (GO): GTPase activity; GTP binding
Source: RefSeq, a predicted model, not a curated record
CUCCCUGGAGCCAGAGCUGCUGCUGCUCCUUACCUGUCUCCUGUCGGAGCAGAACCUCUGCGGCGCGGCCACCACCAUCCCCACCAGCUCGUGGGGGGAAGCAGACCUUGCCCCCGAGGCCACGGGAGGGAGAAAGGGGACACAGGCAGGGGUCCUGCAGGACCCGGUGAUGACAAGUUGUCAGGCUUCCCGGAGGUGAUCGAGCCCGGGGAACGCGGUAUGUAGCGCCUAGGGUGCCGUGGGUCCCGCCGGGCACCUUUAGGACGCUUCCCAAGCGCGGCUCACAGCACACCUGCCACCCAGGCACUGCUCACCCCACCCUGCAGGGCAUGGCAGAGGCGGGAGGGGUCCCCUGCCCUGGGGCUGCCCCGGGCCAGCCCUGCGUGUUCAAGCUGGUGCUCUUGGGGAGCGGCUCCGUGGGCAAGUCCAGCUUGGCUCUCCGGUACGUGAAGAACGACUUCAAGAGCAUCCUGCCCACCGUGGGAUGUGCGUUCUUCACAAAGGUGGUGGAGCUGGGUGCCGUGUCUCUGAAGUUUGAGAUCUGGGACACGGCCGGCCAGGAGAAGUACCACAGCAUCUGCCACCUGUACUUCCGGGGCGCCAACGCCGCGCUCUUGGUAUACGACAUCACCAGGAGGGAUUCCUUCUGCAAGGCGCAGCAGUGGCUGCAGGACCUCGAGCGGCAGGUCCCCGCCGGGGAGGUGGUGGUGAUGCUGGUCGGGAACAAGACGGACCUCGGCGAGCAGCGGGAGGUGACCUUCCAGGAAGGGAAAGAGUUUGCAGAGAGCAAGAGGCUGCUGUUCAUGGAGGCCUCUGCCAAGCUAAACCACCAGGUGACGGAGGUCUUCAGCGCUGUAGCCCGGGAGCUGCUGCGGAGAGAAGAGGGGAAGCAGGGCCGGCCGCAGAGCGGGGAGGCCGGGCUGGCUCGGAGCGGGGUGCCCGCGGGGCUGGCCAGGUGCUGCGCCCAGUAGCAAGAGCCGGGCCGCCCGGGGCAUGCAGAGGACGCCCCCUGGGGAGCCCCUGCCACCGCCACCGGCUCCGAGAGGUCCCGGAAGCUGGCAUCCCGGAGCGUCCCCACUCCCGAAGCCGGAGGGAAUCACUCAGGAGCGGAUCCGCGCCGAAGGCCGUCUAGGGGCGAUGGAGGGAACGGUCACCUUUUAGCGUUCGUGCGCCCUGCUCCUUGGCGCCCGGGAAAGCUGUACUUUCAAGGUCAAAAUGACCCGGCAAAACUUUUCAAAGCAAGGCCACGAUUUCUGCCGCGAGCCCACAGUGUACACCGGCCUCAUUUAAAAAAUAAUAAUAAAUUUAAAAAUAUAUAUAUAUAAUACCCAACAAGGAGCAUUCCCCAUAUAAAGAUAAGAAAAAGAAAAAAAAAACACCUCCCUAGUUCCUAUAAAGAUGAAAGUCACAGAACCUCGCACACACUGGAAACAUAAGAUAAAAACCUGCACCUUUCUGGAAUGUCCUUUGUCUCGACGGUUUGUGCGUAGCUCCUCAUGUAGGAGAACUAGGUGACCCUGCGCCGGAUGUUCCAUCCCGGGAGCACGCUUUGCUUUGCGGAGCUGGAGUGUCCGGGGCAGCUGUCCCCACUCGGGCUCCAAUAAAUGUCUUUUUUUUUUUCUCUUUAACAAUU